AUGUCGCAAUACAACAACAACGGGCGGCCGCCCUUCUCAAACAGGCCAAACCGAGGUGGCUACAAUGCCAACUUUGGGCAGCGUGGGGGUGCCUGGGGGCGAGGUGCUGGGGGACGAGGUGCGUGGGCUUCCGGCGGUGACGCUGGUAGCUUCACUGGAGGACGAGGUGCCGGAGGACGAGGUGCAUGGACUCCCAGCGGUGACGCUGGUAGCUUUCCUGGAAGACGACGUGCCGGAGUAUCAGGUGCCCCCACAGGCUCUCGAAGCGACAUGCAGAAUGCAGCAAUUGAAGGUUCUGCCCAAGGCGGCCUCAAGUUUGACCAGGCCUGCUACAUGCCACCACCUCACGGCUACCAAGACCAGAGUGAGGUGGCAGCCCGCAAAAUGGGCAUGGAUGAGGCUGCUGCCAACUGCUUGCGCUGCGGUAGAUCGAAGGAGGACGGUCAUCUGAACUGCCCUAAGCUGUACUGCACCCGCAGCUGGUACAAGAAGCACGGGUUUGACCUGCGCUGCCCCGAUCAGCUAGUCAGCAACGGGCAGAUGCGCUUUCGCCCAAGCGAGGUAGAGAUCACUGGCCUCCUUCGUCUCGGAUGCGAUUGGGUGCGCGACAUUAUGCCAGCCUCUGAAUUCAACACAGGCACCAAGCAAUCUGCCAACGAUGCCUUCGGAGAGGAGUCCAACCUCCAUGAAGAGAUCAAGAGGUUGAACACGAUUAACAACAAUGCCGUAUCGCGCAUGAAAGUCGAGAUAGGGCUGAGACGGGCGGCUGAAGCGCAAGUGCGAACCUUGCAAGCAUCCAUUGACCUUCUUCGAUGCCAGAACGAAGAGCUGAGGGCCAAGAAAGACGAAACGCCUGCCCCAACUGCCGAUUUUGCCGACCGUAUGGCGGAGCUGAUGGAGGAUGUUGCCAGGGUGGAGCGCAUGGAGGAGUUUGCGGAGGAUGCUGCCACGGUGGAGCGCAUGGAGGAGCUAUUGGGGGAGGAUUUUUGGGUGGACAAGUAA
Molecule: messenger RNA, 1002 nt
Organism: Boeremia exigua
Lineage: Eukaryota; Fungi; Ascomycota; Dothideomycetes; Pleosporales; Didymellaceae
Exons: 2
Coding region: 1-1002 (333 amino acids)
Source: RefSeq, a predicted model, not a curated record